This is a messenger RNA of Lates calcarifer (barramundi perch), 5225 nucleotides long. RefSeq names its product catenin (cadherin-associated protein), delta 1 (gene ctnnd1). Gene Ontology annotation, molecular function: cadherin binding. Gene Ontology annotation, cellular component: nucleus; cytoplasm; plasma membrane. Gene Ontology annotation, biological process: cell-cell adhesion; cell-cell junction assembly. The transcript has 23 exons. The record is from RefSeq and is a predicted model, not a curated record. The coding region runs from base 176 to 2998 and encodes 940 amino acids. Lineage: Eukaryota; Metazoa; Chordata; Actinopteri; Centropomidae.
UUUUGUUGUCUCACCCCAACUCACUUCUUCUCCGAGCCUGCGGGUCGAGGUUUGGAUUGUGUCAGCGCAGCAGCAGCAGUAGCAGCGGCAGUCGGCUAGGCUAGGCCUGAAUCCACCUCGCAAACACUUAUGGACUUUGAAAAACAAGCCUAACAGUCUCCAGAAUCGUGUGUGAAUGGAGCAGUGUGCGAGUACGGCCUCCCUGCUGGCCUCGGUGCGGGAGCAGGAGAGGCAGUUUGAGAUGCUGAGCCGAGCUCUGGAGGAGGAGCGGAGGUCGUGCGCCGGCACCCUGCCCCGCCCCCUCCCCAACAUGCAGAACGGCCGCAUUCCUUGUGAUGCAGACAUAGAGAGGCUGACACUCAACGAGGGUUACAUCAACGGGACACAUCACUUCAGGAUGGAGCCUGGUCAGAUGGUGCAGGAGUCCUACACGGUAGAGGAGGAACCCCAGGAGUCCCCACCUGUUGUCUCUGUGGAGACCACUGAAGAUGGCACCACACGGCGCACAGAAACCACGGUAAAGAAAGUAGUAAAGACCACCACCACUCGUACAGUCAUCCCCUCUGUGUCAGACACACUUUCCCUGGAUGGUGGGGGUUCAGUAACAGGCAUGUCAGCCUAUAGUGCGCCCAUGGACCGGGUCUACAGGCAGGGUCCUGCCACAGGCAUGCCUAUGGACUACCCCACUCACACUGUGCCCAGAAACUACCACUACGGACCUCCAGGGGGCUAUGACGACUACCGCGCAGGACCUCCAUCUGAGACCUACGCAAGCCUUACCAGGGGUGCUCGCAUGGAUGAUCGCUACAGACCAGUCCAUCCAGAUGGGUACAGAACUCUGGAUCCGAGCUAUAGAGCCCCAAGCAGGAACCAGCUGGACCCAUAUGCUGCUCAACCACAGGUUGGGCGCAUGGGAAGUGCUAUGGAGCUAUCUUCUAUCCCAAGGUUUGUUCCAGAGCCUUACGGUCUGGAGGAUGAUCAGCGCAGCAUGGGCUUUGAUGAGCCUGACUACGGCAUGGGACACCCAAUGCACUAUAGCACUGUGCCCCGGAACCACCACGCAUUCCCCCAUGGGCCCCCACGCAGAACUGGGAGUUACGAGGGCACCUUGGAUGGUGACAUGAGCGGUCCAGGGGACAUGUACUAUUGGGGUGGAGGAGCGCCUCUGGCCCAGGGUGAAAGAGGAAGCAUGGCCUCAUUGGACAGCACUCUAAGGAAAGGUCCGGGCCCUGGUGGUUGGCGUCAGCCAGAGCUGCCAGAGGUCAUCGCCAUGCUCAACUACAGGCUAGACCCGGUCAAGAGCAACGCAGCUGCAUACCUGCAGCAUCUCACUUACAAGAAUGAUAAGGUGAAGUCUGAUGUGCGUCGUCUGAAAGGCAUCCCAGCUCUGGUUUCUAUGCUUGACAACCCAAACAAAGAGGUUCACUACGCAGCCUGUGGAGCGCUAAAGAACAUCUCAUAUGGCAAAGAUCCAGACAACAAGAUCGCCAUCAAGAACUGUGAUGGAGUGCCUGCUCUGAUCAGGCUGCUGAGAAAGACCCACGACCAAGACCUCACUGACACUAUCACAGGGACGCUGUGGAACCUGUCGUCUCAUGACUCUGUGAAAAUGGAAAUUGUGGACCAUGCACUGCACGCCCUCUCCGAUGAAGUGAUGGUGCCCCAUUCAGGAUGGGAGCGAGGGAGCAAUGGAGCAGGAGGCGGGGAGGAGAACUGCAAGCCCAGACACCUUGAGUGGGAGACGGCCCUCACCAACACAGCAGGCUGCUUGAGAAAUGUGAGUUCGGAGCGAAGUGAGGCGAGGAGGAAGCUGAGGGAGUGCACAGGAUUGGUCGAUUCGCUCAUGUACAUUGUCCAGUCCCAGAUCGACUGUAAAGAUGUUGACAAUAAGUUGAUAGAGAACAGCGUGUGUCUGCUGAGGAACUUGUCUUAUCACGUGCACCGCGAAAUCCCUGGCUGUGAGCGAUACCAGGAGGCCGCGCCCAUCAACCAGGGCCCCGCCCCCUCCAGCCAGAAGGGCGGCUGCUUCAGCUCCCGAAAGGGCAAAGAUGAGUGGUUUUCCAAAGGUAGGAAAGACGAGGAUGCAGCUGCAGAUAUAAUAGACAUUCCAAAGAGGACCACGCCUGCUAAAGGCUAUGAGCUGUUGUACCAGCCGGAGGUGGUGCGCAUCUACACCUCUCUGCUAAAGGAGUCUAAGAACCCCACUGUGUUGGAAGCCUCAGCCGGAGCUGUUCAGAACCUGUGCGCCGGCCGCUGGACUUAUGGACGAUACAUCCGUGCCUUGCUGCGUCAGGAGAAGGGUCUACCCAUGAUGACUGAGCUGCUGGCCCAUGGAAAUGACCGAGUGGUCCGAGCCAUGUCUGGAGCCCUCCGCAACCUGGCCAUUGAUGCGCGCAAUAGAGAUCUACUAGGUAAACACGCGGUGCCUCACCUGGUGGCCAACCUGCCCGGUGGUGGUCAGAGUCAGCCUGUGCGAGCGCUGUCAGAAGAGACGGUGGUGUCAGUAUUGAGCACACUUCAUGAGGUGCUGGGCUCUAGCCUGGAAGCAGCCAAGACCCUCAGGGCCUCGCAGGGCAUCGAGAGACUGGUGCUCAUUAACAAGGAUGGUAAUCGCUCUGAGCGCGAAGUACGUGGUGCUGGCCUGGUGCUGCAGACAGUGUGGGGCUACAAGGAGCUGCGGCGCACUUUGGAGAAGGACGGCUGGAAGAAGACAGACUUCAUGGUCAACCUAAACCCUCCCAGCAACAACACUAGAGCCAAUGGAGGAUAUGAGGACAGUACUCUGCCGCUCAUAGACAAAGGCAGCAAAGGGGACCGGGAAAUGAUUCCAAUGAAUGACUUUGGACCAGGUGAGAAUGCCUACUCCACACUGGACCAGAGAGGGAGAAGGAACACUCUGGAUAACACACUCGAACCUGCUGACAAAGAUGCAGUACAGGGAGGGAUGUAUGGGGAGAGGCAGGCCUCUUUGCCUCUAAUGGAUUCUUACGAUGGUUAGGCUACACCCACUGUCACACUGCAUGUCAGCGCAUGAAAAACUGAUAGUGUGCAUCACAAGACGACAGCCUCCUCCCACCUACUGCCCUUGCUGAACUGACAACGUGGGACCACUACACUACCAAUGGGAAUUAAACUCCAUCCUUUUACACUCGACACUUCUGUCUCUCCUUACUCUUUUUGCAGCUUCCCUUCUCUCUCUCUCCCUUUCUCUGUUACAUUCCUCCAUUCGCUGACUCACUUUUGAAACAACAUGGACAACUGACGUGGAUCUACGUUCCCUGUGGACAACCGGAUGCGACACUACAACCACUUUAAGCUCUGCGAGUCCUUAAAACUCCAAAAAACAACAAAAAAAGCUAACCACUCCAUCAGAUAUGGUGGCACCAACACUACAUCUCCACACAAAAACACUAUAACUUGCUUGGACAACACUAACGCUCUCUCUUCAUCAAAAAGCAGAGACUGUGGCUUCAUCUGAGGACUUUUGUAAUUUUAUGGAGGUUGGAGCAUAGACUUAUUAAACCAUUAUUAAACUAAUUAAAUGGAACUGUUGGGAUCAGAACAGGACAUUUUGUUGACAUUUUACAUAAAUGGCUAAUACACUCUGUUUUGAAGAAACUGAGCGAAUGUGUAAUUUUCUCUCCUGAUGGUUAAAUACUACAAAAAAAAAGAAUUUCCUACCAUUGAGAAACCAAUGUUUAUCGAUUAAUCAGAUACGUGUAAACUUUCUGCUUCUGUUUUGGUAGUGGUUGUUCCUCUUCUUGCUUUGCUUUGUACCACAGUAAUGUACAUGUGCCAAAUGACACUGCUACUGCUGCAACUGCCAAUACUGAAUGCAAGAACUUCACACACUCAAGACUUUUUAACUGCAGCUACACUGAAAAUUGUGUUUUGCUUUGUUUUGUAUGCAGUUUGUGUCAGUGGCAGAUCAUUGCCAAGAUGCAUUGGGGGGGGGGGGGGAUUCUGCAUUUUUCUGUAUUUGAUUGUGGUCUAUAGAUAUAAGGGGACAGAAAUAGAGCAGAGAAAUUCUUCUACACCUUGGUGGAAUAGACAGUAAAGUCUGUGCUACGUUCCUAUCUUUCUGAUAAAUGUAAGCCCUGUAACUUUUUUGGGGAGACAUCACAGGAAUCAGUGGAUGUGUUUCCUUUUAUCCACAGGUCUGUAAUCUUAAGAAUGUGUACAUACAAGACUGUCUCUAACAGUGGGCUAACUGGAGUGCCUCGCUUAUUCAGGACAGGUCUGAUGGAUGUGUCCAACGUGACAUUGGUAAACAAUCAAGGUGUCUUUUUUCCGAGUAGGUCACUAAUUGAGCAUAAUGUACAUGGAAGUCAUCAGUUUUCUAUUCUGCAAAAUAAUGGAAUAUGUGAACUUGUAUGUAUGUAAGAGUUGAUUUUUGUUAUUGGGAUUGGAUUUUUAUUGUUUUCUUUACGAGGUAUAAAACUCUUGUUCUGUAUAAUUUACUGCUUCACAAACCCAUACCCUACCUGGCUUUAAGACAACAGAACAGUACAUGGGAGAAGACACAGUAUUGUCUGUUUUGGCCCACGUUGCUUUAGUACAGUGCUUGUUCUGUAGAAGAAUGCAUACUUUUAGUGUCGAGAUGUAGAUACUUAUUGAGUGGACAAUUAAAAUAGGCACUAGGGGAGUAUAAUGCGUGCCCCCCCCCCCCUUAAAAAAAAAACAAAAACAAAAAAACUUAGUUUUCCAUGCAAAUUGAAAAACACUACAGAGGAGGCCUCAUUUUCUCAAAGUAACAAGUUGCCUUCAAGAGUGGACUGACUAAAAGAGAACCGAGAGGAGCAAGGGUUGUGGUAGAAAAUCUGUGUAAGGAGGCAUAGAUCAGAAUUUUGCUAUUAGAUAAGUGGAGGAAGAAAUAAGCACAUUAAAACUAUAUAUACAAGAGAAUAUUUGUUAAUUUUAAUGAUUUUAUGUAUUUCUUUUUUUAUAUUCUGAUUUGGGUUUAAUUGUUUUGGGUGCUCUGGGUGAACGCAUAUGCAAUCAGUUUUACUGUUGAUUGAGUUUAUGUCUUAAUUAAAUGCAAAAUAAGUUAGCUAAACAAAAUCCUCCAAGAGUCAUCAGAUACUGGAACACUAAUGGAAAAAAUCUGAUUCUGGACUACACCUUAAUAUCUUUGCCUUGGCUCUUAAAAUUGCACAUUCUCAUUUAUGAAUGAAUUAUGUAACUAGCAAUACUGUUUUUAAUAAAAAAGAAAAUGAUUUCUCGGA